AUGAGCAACAGUCCAUUGAUCUUGAGUUUGAUGUUGAAAGAUCUCGAGUCAAAGGAGAAGGAACCUGUGGAAUGGUCUAAAGAACUUGAAAAAAAGAGGGGUGUGAAAGCUCAAGCAGCGGACAUUUUGUCUGUUGAUCAUUCUUCACGAGCACAUCUUCGGUUUUGUGAAAACUCGGAUGGAAAGAAUUUGCAGAUGUUCCUAAAUGAGCACUGGAAAGACCACGGUUCAAUCGUUACUGAAGUUGUUAUGUCCCUUCAACGUUCAGCUGACCCUGCAAAGCUUGUAUUGGAAGCAAUGGAGGGGUUUUACCCUCUGCAUUUGUGUAAGGGAGACAGAGAGUUCGAAGGAAAAGUUGCCAGAAGAAGUUGUAUUCUCUUGUUAGAGCAUUUGAUGGAACUUUCACCCAAGAUUGAGCCUCAUAUUAGAGAAAAAGCUAUGAUCCUUUCCUUUGAUUGGGAAACAAAAAUGAAAGUUGAAUCCGGCCAUGAAUUGGAGGUUUUGGGAUUCUUGUGGCUUUUAGCCUCUUUCCGAUUGGCCCACACUUUCGAUGCCAAUAAGCUUCUCGAUGCUUUGGUGUUCGUCGCUCGACAUAUUCACAAUACUGAAAUAUUUAAGGCUCUUGGUUUGGAAGAUAAGAUUCAUUGCAAGUUUCUUAAAAAACUUGCUCGAAGCGAGCAGCAUAUGCAGAUAAUUAGAUAUAUAUAUGCUUUGGGACUUGCAGAAGAGGAGUCGCAUAAGCAUCCACGAGAAUUCAUAGCCGCAGAAAGGGCUCCGAAGCGUCUAAAAGGAUCAAAACAAGGAGCUGAUGAUGAUGAUGAAGUCGGUAGUUAG
Molecule: messenger RNA, 834 nt
Organism: Hibiscus syriacus
Lineage: Eukaryota; Viridiplantae; Streptophyta; Magnoliopsida; Malvales; Malvaceae
Product: truncated FRIGIDA-like protein 1
Exons: 3
Coding region: 1-834 (277 amino acids)
Source: RefSeq, a predicted model, not a curated record